AUGUUUAGAACCGCCGUACUCCGCCCUAUAAUCAGGGCUAAACCUGUGUUUAAUGCCCGGCGUCAUCUUACUGUUACCUCCAUCCAUGAUACCUUUCCUGCCACCCUCUAUCGAUUCCAGAUUCACCGGGACUCCCGGCUCUAUGACAAGGAACUAAAGAAGGAAAACGAAGACCUUGAGUAUGCAGAUGGCGUGGAGAUUUCCAAAGACGGAUUGGUAUACCCAGGGAUUACCAAUAUCGGUAUGGCAUCUUCUAACCUACUAUUCUUUUAUUCCCUUCUGUCAAACGGGGCGGUCUUUAUGGCAAAUACUCGUUGGAUGCAGCAGUCAACACGCAUGUCAUACGAGUACUUCCUCGAGGACAUGGCAGACAGACAGCCCCCAGAUGCAUUUCCUCAUUUCUUAUGCAUUCCUAAAGAGUUGAAUGAUACCUUGACGGAGUUCUAUCUCAGACAUGGAACCGCUACGCCUGCCGAUGAGUGGCUGGAAGGCCAUGAUUACGCUGAGUCCUUUGAUGAAAGCACGGAUGAUUACAUGCGCUACUAA
Messenger RNA from Trichophyton benhamiae CBS 112371, 546 nucleotides. RefSeq lists its product as uncharacterized. The record is from RefSeq and is a predicted model, not a curated record. The transcript has 3 exons. Bases 1 to 546 code for a protein of 181 amino acids. Lineage: Eukaryota; Fungi; Ascomycota; Eurotiomycetes; Onygenales; Arthrodermataceae.